GUGACGUAACAACCAACCAUUUACGCAGACCUCCCGCUCACACACACACUACACACAUAACAAACGUAUAUAGCCAAAUUGGCCAUUACACACACAUUGACUUUAGUGGAAACCUAAAGACUCCGCUGUCGUUCCGGGGCGGAUCCACAGCCGUUCCGCACCCAGUGGAAAUUAGGAGUAAGGGGUGUUUUAGCAUCUCCCUGCUCCUAGUUUUGGUUUUAUGGCCUUCAGCUUUGUCUCACUACUCUCAGCUACCUGUUUUCAGCCAAAAUACUCACACAGGAUAUUUUGUUACUUAUGUAGCCUACCUUUAUACUCUGUUCAGACUGCUGUCAUUGUAAAAUAUACAAUAUGAAAUAAAGAUGAAUAUAUCUAUUUUAUUUAUUUAUUUAUCUUUUUACUGACUCCGUGUUUGGGUUUGGAACCCCAGCAACUUCAGAACAUCUAAAAAACAACAUUUCCCAGAGUGCUUUUGGAGAAGGGCUGUACCAGAGUCCGUGUGCACUGGGGUGUGUCCCACACACGCGCAGCCACACACUCACGCGCGCAACGUAGAAUUUUUCCGAGUGAGUCUCUGCAAUCUGCUCUUCUUUUCUUCCUCUCUUCCCUCUCUGCCCGAGCUUCAUCUGACGCCUGCGGCUCAGCGAUCUUCUUCCGCACACAUUCUCACAUCCAAGACUGACAAAAUGGCCAGCAGAGGAACUGUAAAAGCCAGUUUGAACUUCAAUGCCACUACAGAUGCUGAGGUCCUGUACAAGGCCAUGAAAGGGCUGGGGACCGAUGAGGCUGCCAUCUUGCAGCUGUUGGUAGCUCGCAGCAACGCCCAGAGGCAGCAGAUCAAGACUGCCUACAAAACUCUGUUUGGAAAGGAUCUGGUAGAUGACCUAAAGAGAGAGCUGACUGGCAAAUUUGAGACCCUGAUAGUGAGUCUGAUGAGCCCACCCCUCGCUUACGAUGUGAAAUUGAUCCACAACGCCAUCAAGGGGGCAGGAACCAAUGAGAAGGUGCUGGUGGAGGUCCUCGCCUCCAGAACACCUCUACAAGUGAAGGACAUCGUCACUGCCUAUAGACAAGAAUAUGAUGCCGUCUUGGAGGAGGACAUAUCCGGUGACACUUCAGGUCACUUCAAGAGACUUCUGGUUAUUCUGCUCCAGGCAAACAGGCAGACAGGGAUCCAGCAGGAAACCAUAGAUGCUGACGCUCAGGCCCUCUUCAAGGCAGGAGAGCAGAAGUUUGGCACUGAUGAACAAUCGUUUGUCACCAUCCUGGGAAACCGGAGUGCAGAACAUCUUAGGAAAGUAUUUGCUGCAUACAUGAAGUUGUCUGGAUUCGAGAUCGAGGAGAGCAUUAAUAGGGAAACAUCUGGCGCCCUGAAAGCUCUGCUUCUGGCUGUCGUGAAGUGUGCCAGGAGUGUUCCGGCCUAUUUUGCGGAGACUCUGUACUAUGCAAUAAAGGGUGCAGGAACAGAUGACGACACCCUAAUCAGAGUGAUGGUGAGUCGCAGUGAGGUGGACUUGUUGGACAUCAGAACUGAAUUCAGGAGGAUGUUUGCCUGCUCUCUGUUCUCCAUGAUCAAGGGAGACACCGGCGGCGACUACCAGAAGGCCUUACUGUUGCUCUGUGGUGGAGAUGAUGCGUAACCCUGGUAACAAGCAAUAAACCAGGAAGCACACCUUAAGUGCCUUGUCUCCAAGUUGGUCUUUUUUGUGGGCCGUCAGCUCACCAAAACAAGAAGCUAACACAAAGUCAAAAUUCAUCACAACAAACAUACUUGUGUGUAAGAGACGGCCCAAUCAGGUCUUUUUAAACUAUGUCUCCAAAUAAUGUCUUUGAAAGGUAGCUAACAUUUUAUUCCUGUCUACAUUAAUUAUUGCAGCUUUUUGUCUAAUACCCUUCAAUAUGACUAAUAUAAUGUUAUUCAUUUGUAAUGCAAAAAUAUCAGACUACACUUGUUUUGUUUGCACUUUGCAUGGAAGCAACAAUAUAUGCAAUAAUAAAGAUUCAACUGAUGAAGUAUAAUGGA
Messenger RNA from Etheostoma spectabile (orangethroat darter), 2023 nucleotides. It is a transcript of the gene anxa5b, whose product is annotated as annexin A5b. Gene Ontology annotation, cellular component: cytoplasm; nucleus; plasma membrane. Gene Ontology annotation, molecular function: calcium ion binding; calcium-dependent phospholipid binding; phosphatidylserine binding. The record is from RefSeq and is a predicted model, not a curated record. Gene Ontology annotation, biological process: negative regulation of coagulation. NCBI's taxonomy places the organism in Eukaryota, Metazoa, Chordata, Actinopteri, Perciformes, Percidae.